UGUGCGCUGAACUCUCACGUUGUUUUCUUUAGUUGUCAAUAUGGCUGUUAGCAAAAGGAAAGCAGCGCAUGAUUUUGAAUCUAGACGGCGGACGGGUGAUGUUUUCGCUGCAGAGAGGGUGGAUUUUAGUUCUCUGUUGCUGUCACAACCUGUUUUGGAAGGGUUGAGUACUGCAGGUUUUGAGAGGCCUUCUCCCAUCCAGCUGAAAGCGAUUCCUUUGGGUAGAUGUGGUCUUGAUCUGAUAGUGCAGGCUAAGUCUGGCACAGGUAAAACAUGCGUGUUCGCUACCAUAGCCCUGGAUACAUUGUUGCUAGAAAACCCAGCAACGCAGAUCCUAGUUUUGGCUCCUACAAGAGAAAUUGCUGUGCAGAUUCAUUCUGUUAUAUGUGCAAUUGGAGUCAAAGUGGAUGGUUUAGAAUGCCACGCCUUCAUUGGAGGAAUGCCUUUGAGCCAGGAUAAGGCAAGACUGAAGAAAUGCCACAUUGCAGUUGGAUCCCCAGGUCGAAUAAAGCAGCUUAUAGAAAUGGGCUAUCUAAACACAGCCAGCGUUCGCCUCUUUGUUCUGGAUGAAGCAGACAAGCUUCUAGAGGAAGGUAGUUUUCAGGAGCAAAUAAAUUGGAUUUACUCCUCUCUGCCAGCAAAUAAACAGAUGCUUGCACUUUCAGCAACUUACCCCGAAUCACUUGCCCAACAUUUGACGCAGUAUAUGAGAGACCCUGCUUUUGUAAGAUUGAAUCCAUCUGAUCCAGGUUUAAUUGGACUGAAGCAAUAUUGCAAGUUGGUGAAUUCCUACCCACUGCCUCAUAAAGUCUUUGAGGAGAAGGUGAAACACUUAAUGGAAUUAUUUAGCAAGAUUCCUUUUAAUCAGGCUCUAGUAUUCUCCAAUCUACAUAGCAGGGCUCAGCAUUUGGCUGAUAUCCUGACAUCAAAAGGACUUCCUGCUAUAUGCAUUUCAGGCAACAUGAAUCAGAACCAGAGGCUUGAGGCUAUGACUAAAUUAAAACAGUUUCAUUGCCGCGUCCUUAUUACAACAGAUCUGACAUCCAGAGGUAUCGAUGCUGAACGAGUAAAUCUGGUAGUUAACCUGGAUGUGCCCCAGGACUGGGAAACCUACAUGCACAGGAUUGGCAGAGCAGGACGCUUUGGUACUUAUGGCUUGGCUAUUACUUACUGUUGUCGAGGGCAGGAGGAAAAUGAAAUGAUGACUAUUGCACAGAAAUGCAAUCUGCAGAUAUCAGAUUUGCCAGACCCUAUCCCUCCUGGACUGAUGGAAGAAGUUUCAGAAUGGAAUGUUGAAGUUACAACAGUCAAAAGUGGAAACUCUGUAUCAAAUGUGCCAGAAUCAAAAACUGUGGAAACUGGUGCAUCAGUUUCAGAUAAGGAGUGUGCAGACCAAAGUCAAAACAUUAUCCCUGCUGCCAAAAAUGAAAUGUCCAAGAAGAAUAAUUCCUUAAAACAGAAACAUUUGGAAGAAGCAAAAACAGAACAGUCACAGAAAAAGGUCACCAAUAUGGGACCCAAAGGACUAGGUAGAGGCCUUCAGCAGAAAGUGACCUGUAGUUUGAUUUUACCUAAAAUUCCAAAGCCAGAUGCAACUGAAGACUUAAAAAUCCUGCAAGAUUCAUUGCCCAAAAUCCCAUCACUGCCCUCUUUUAAAAAUAAGAUUCCUUUACAGUGUACACUGAAUUUUGAUGAACUUGUUAAAGAUUAUGACCUUUUCAUUAAAGAAGGAAUUGAAAGCCAUGUAGAAUUCACUAGAGAAUAUACAGAUAUGAAUGGUGGAAAUGGUAUAUUAAACCAAAAUUCAGAGGAACUUGAGAUAUCUAGUUUAUUGGAGUCUGAACAGAACAAAAUUCUGUUAAGUGAUCAACAUAGUGAGUGUGAUAGUGAAAGUGAUAGUUUUAGUUCAAGAAGCUCCUAUAGCAGUAGGGAAAGUAGAAGGUCCUCUGUUGGGUUUACACAUUCCACCAUGGACACUAAAACUGAAAAAGAGCCAGUAAUGGGCACAUCUGCCCUUCCACAAACAAGCCCUUCCCCUCCAGAGUUAAGACCUUCUGUAUCACAAGUGUGCUCUCAUGAUCAGUUGUUUACAGAGGUUGGUUCUGAAACCUAUCCAGAGUUUCCUACCAGCUCUCCUCAGAGGCAGCUAAAUGAAGCCAGUAUAGAAGAUCUGAACCCUGUCAACAGUGGCACAAGCUGUAAGUCAUUAAAACCAAAAAAGAAGAAGCACAAGGGCCAUGUUCAAGAUUGUAGUGACAGUCCAGCACAGCAGGUCAAUACAAGUGCUUUACACCACAAGGCGAAGAACCAUUCAAGUGGUGGGCAUCAGAAUGCCCAGCAUCUAACUGAAAAACAAAAGCAUGAUUACUGGAAGGCCUGUUAUCAUGCUUGGCAAAGUUAUUACACUGCUAUGUCAAAUCCUUUCUUCAGAAGCUCUCAGAGAAAUCCUCACUUGAUGAGAGCUUAUCAAAUGAAUUCUGUGUAUUUAAAUGAACUGCUAAAAAAGUGAUCCUACAACUAUGGCUUUGUUGAAUUACAGAAACCUGGAUUAGAUUAAUUUUAUGAAAGCAGUGAAGCUUAAAUUAGUGCAAACUCUGCAGUUAAAUUUUAUUUCCUGCCUAUUUUAGGCAGCAACAAGCCUUUCCACUGUUGCAUCUUUCUUUUGUGGUUAAUGUUAUUUGCUAUGAUGUUUAAUACCACAUUCCAUGCUUUUUUCUUUUAGUUUAUUAAGCUGUGCUAUCGGUUGCCCCUACUCAAGAGGAACAUUCACUGUAUUUUAUUUUGGCAUUUUUUUGUUUGUGUAAAAGGGAAAGUACUGUGUAGCACAUCCUUAAUAUGUUAGAGCAUAUGGGAUUAAUGAUACUGCUGCCUUUAAAAUCAAAUACAUUUUUGGUUGUAUUGAAAAAAACAUAAUAAAUUUAGAUGGAGUACA
This is a messenger RNA of Protopterus annectens (West African lungfish), 2932 nucleotides long. RefSeq names its product DEAD-box helicase 20 (gene DDX20). NCBI's taxonomy places the organism in Eukaryota, Metazoa, Chordata, Ceratodontiformes, Protopteridae. Gene Ontology annotation, biological process: spliceosomal snRNP assembly. The record is from RefSeq and is a predicted model, not a curated record. Gene Ontology annotation, molecular function: RNA helicase activity; RNA binding; ATP binding. Gene Ontology annotation, cellular component: SMN complex. The transcript has 11 exons. Bases 41 to 2509 code for a protein of 822 amino acids.